AUGGCUGUGAACAGCGUUGUGAACGACGGCAACACAAACAACUAUACUGAACUCGAUCUCACUCUAAAUGUCUCCACUUAUAUUUGGCAGAAAUACGGAAAAUAUCUUGAAUGCUGCGAAGACAGAAGAGUAAAAUGGUUAGGGGACUUAACUUAUCUAAAGGAUUUUGUGUCAAGUUUGUACAAUGUCGGCAAAUGGAAUUCUCCUGGGGGAUCAGCGAAGUGUUUUCGGCACGAUCAAAUUUGCCUAACCUGGUAUGCAAAUAAAAAGUUUUUGCUUUUUCAAGGUGAGGAGGGAAAUAAACUAAAAGAUCUGAUUAUAAAAUGCUAUAAAAACAGUGAUUUGGCGCACGACCAUGCCAAUACAUGCGAACAAGAACCUAUCGUAUUAGUCAACAACAGUAGACGAGAGUCACCAAAUGAGUGUCAAAAUUGUAGUCGUCUGUUUGCAGAAAUGACUGAAGUCAAUCGCAAAAUUGAUGGGCUGCAUGAGAUUGUCAAUAAUCUCUAUCAGUUGAAUACAAAGUUUGUAAAUUAUGAAUAUUCUAGAAAUGACGACAAACGAAGUACCUGUGAUCUGGGCACGCAAACUGAUCUGUACUCGGAGCAGAGUGUUGUUCAACACCCAUCCGUCAUACAGACUGCUGAUAUCAACUUGGCUACCGAAAUAGAAGGCCUCAAGUUAGACUUUGUAAUUAUAGAAUCGAAAACUGCGAGAGAUUUGGAGGCUAACAGACAAGCGAUAGAGCAGCUUCGAGGCGAGCUAGCGACCGUAGGGGAGAAGAUUAGAUGCUCCCAAGGGUAUCGUGUACUGCCUAAUAAUAAUGCUAAAGAAAAGUUAAAUUAUUCAACCCAAUUAAGCUUUCAAACACCAAUAAACGUUCAUGCUAAUCAUGGUAACUCUAAUUCAAUUCAACCAUGCGUUACUCACUCACCAACAAAUUGCGCCGAAAAAAAAAAAAAAAACUCAAAUUAUUCAACUCAGCCAAGUGCACAAACAUCAACAAUGUGUGAAGCUAAUCAUGGUAAUCUAAUCCAGCGAAGUCCCCAACCACCAACAAUUGACCACAACGUAACAAAUACUUGCGAAAUAGGAAACAGUUCCAGAAUGGAACACAUUAAUACCAUAGCAGAAACUGAACCGUGUGCACCGCGGAGUACCACGAUUGCUGAAUGGAUAGACCGUUUGCCCCUCGUUGAAACAGUACAAUCAAAGUUUAGCACUGAAAGCCGUCUUUUUUUUCGGAAACGCUACCGCAGGAAGAGUCGAGGCAGUUUGGUAAAACAGAAUCAUCGGGAAUACAUCAAGAAUCGCCGAACACAAGAUUGGCUCAAUCACCUGAACCUUGUACGCCAUAUUAUGACUUAAGAACGGCAAGUCAUGGAUAUUACGAGUCUAUGACUUUGAACACCAACAUAAUACCACUCACAUCAAUUUUUCAUUUCCUUGUUUCUGACUCAUUAAAUAUUCAAAAACAACACUCGUUCAAUGGCUAAUAAACUGGAUGAGAUCAGUGCAACUAUUACAAAUAUAAAUGUGAUGUUGCAAUCAUCACAGAAUCAUGGCUUUCGUCAAACAUUACGAAUGAUCUCAUUAAGAUCCCCGGAUUUUUAAGUAUUCGCAAAGACCGAUGUGACGAUCAACGUGGUGGUGGACUCUGCACCUACAUCAGAAAUACAUUGGACUUCCUAGAAUUAAAAGACUUAUCUCAUCCCGACAUUGAAUCACAGUGGUUCUUGAUAAAACCAAAAAGACUUCCAAGAGGAAUUGAUGCAAUUGUAGUAGCCUCUGUAUACCACCCUCCACAAAAUAACGAUUCAACACUAAGGAACCAUCUAUUUGAAUCCCUAGACAACGCCCUCAUCAAUUUUCCAAACGCAGGCAUCGUCUUGUUAGGGGAUCUUAACCAGUUUAAACCUGGAUCAUUAACUUCAACCUUUAAUCUUAAACAAGUUGUGAAAAGACCCACCCGUAGUAACAAUAUCCUUGACAAGAUUUACACUAUCCUUUCGAAGCAUUACAUUGAUGCCAUUAUACUCCCAUGCAUUGGACAAUCUGAUCACCAAAGUGUUCUCCUCAACCCGACUAAACAAAGUCCGAAGUCACUCAAGUCUUAUACCCCCUCCUACAUUACUAAAAGAGACUGUCGACACGCAAACAAACAAGCCCUAAUCACCACCUUAUCCCAAAUCAACUGGACCCCACUUUACCACGUAACUGCUCUAGAUGAUCAAUUCAACCUAUUCUCGAACAAACUAUCCUCUGUUAUCGAUAGUCACCUCCCUCUGCGCACCAUAAAGUGUUACCCUAAAGAUAAACCAUGGAUCACUGCAGAUAUAAAAAACUUCAUUUCUAAAAGGUAGAAAGCUUGGUUAACCAGCAACACUAUCAUGUAUAACGUUUAUCGUAACAAAGUUAGAAAACUAUGUAAAUCUGCUCGUCAGUCCUACUACGAUAAGAAAAUCCUUAAUACCAGUGGAUCUAACCCAAAAAAUGGUACGAUAACAUCAAGUCUAUUUCUGGUCUAUCUAAAUCGGAACCUUUUUCGAGCAUCUUCCAUGAUGGUGAGUUCAAAAGAGGUCCUGAGCUUGCUGAACUAAUUGCCGAAUCUUUCUGUGCUGUUUCAAACGAAUUUGCCCCACUCCGCUUCAAUAAGCUUCACAUUACAUCUGUUCCUGAUGAGUACAUAAUAUCAACCCAACAAGUUGAAAUCGAAUUGGAAAAGAUCAGUCUUCAGAAAGCAAUUGGCCCCGACGAUAUCCCCAACUGGGUACUGAAAUCAGCUGCAGCGUUGCUUGCUGGUCCAAUAUGUUCCAUCUUCAAUGCCAGCAUUGCACAAGGUUGCAUCCCGACACUCUGGAAAUCAGCAGACGUUAUCCCAGCGCCAAAAAUAUCUAAUCCCAAAUCA
This is a messenger RNA of Paramuricea clavata, 2908 nucleotides long. Lineage: Eukaryota; Metazoa; Cnidaria; Anthozoa; Malacalcyonacea; Plexauridae. The record is from the annotation of a GenBank genome assembly.